Messenger RNA from Prunus armeniaca (apricot), 126 nucleotides. NCBI's taxonomy places the organism in Eukaryota, Viridiplantae, Streptophyta, Magnoliopsida, Rosales, Rosaceae. The record is from the annotation of a GenBank genome assembly.
AUGGCGGAAGCAGCCACCGGCAUCUCUGAUCCAGUGGAUCAAGACCCAAAUCAACUGAUGAAAUGGGACGGUGACGGGACUGAGUCAGCUGUCAGAUCUGCGAGAUUUGGAAAGGGACGGCGGUGA